AUGGCUCGCGCUAAAUUUACAGUGAGCUCUUCGCAGGUGGCAUUAGAGAGUCAGGAGAAUGUCGAUGGAGAGCAAGCUACCGUCGUAGUUACAGACGACAACGUCAAGGGAUGUUGGCUGUCGACGUGGGAAAUGCUGCUCAUCGCUGGGAUGGCAGCUGUGCUUGUGACAGCGUCAGGACUCGUCGUUGGUCUGACGGUGCCGGACUGCGGGGAGGCGCCGUCACCACCCCCUACUAAGCACGACGGGUGGCGUACCCCAGACACGGUAACGCCUCUACACUACGCGAUAGAACUGAAGCCUUACCUAGAUCCAGCUGACAUGGACCCGGAGGAUUUCUAUUUCACAGGAAACGUUAACAUUACCGUGCGAUGUGACAAGGAGACAAACAGAAUCUACCUGCACACGCGGCGGCUGGAGGUGUCCGCCAUACAGGUGUACUCCGCCAAUGACGACACGGCAGCAGCCGUACCCGAGUUUGUCACGUCAAGUUACGAUGCGGAGCGAGAAUUCCUGAUGGUAGAUCUACGGAGCAAGCUCAACGUCGGUGCAACCUACUACCUGUACAUGGAAUUCACGGGGAAACUAGUUAAGGAUCCGAACGCGAUGAAUGGUAUAUAUCUGAGCAGCUACACGUCUGCAAACGGAACUGAAAUGUGGCACAUGGCUAGCCAGCUAGAAUCGACCUCAGCUCGACGAGUCUUCCCUUGCUUUGAUGAGCCGAGUUUUUCUCCGACAUACGAGGCUGUUAUCUGGAGGAAGAAACAUCACAUUGCGCUAUACAACACGCCAUUGCUAUCUAGUUCUGCAAGUGGGGAAUGGAUGAUAGACCGGUUUGGUGUGACCCUCCCUAUGCCAACCUACCUCAACGCAUUUGUCGUCUGCGACUUUUCUAUGAUCGAAACCGAAACCAUGCACGGAACACAGGUGAGAGCUUUUUCGCAACCGGGCCGGAUCGAUCAAGCUCAAUACAGCCUCCAAGCAACCAAGGACAUUCUCGAGUUCUUUGAACAUCAUUAUCGAAUCCUGUAUCCCAUGGACAAAUCUGACUUGGUUGCCGUGCCGGACAAGGGUGGUGCCAUGGAGAACUGGGGACUGGUGUUGUACAGAGAAGGUAUAAUGCUCUAUGAUACGGAGAAGGAUUCAGUUUCGCAACACAAGAGCCGAGCGACAGUCAUCGGUCACGAGAUUGCUCACCAGUGGUUCGGAAACCUUGUCACCUGUCACUGGUGGACACACAUCUGGUUGAACGAAGGUUUCGCAUCGUUCCUAGAGUGGCAAGGGGCCGACAAGAUAGAACCGGAGUGGAAACUAUGGGAGCAGUUCGUAGUUGAUAACCUACAGUCUGUGAUGCGGUUAGACUCUGUCCCCUCUGCCAGAGCACUCGUCGUCCCUGACGACGUCAUCAACACGCCGUCAGAAAUCAGCUCAAUGUUUGACAGUAUUACGUACGACAAGGGUGGUGCAGUGUGCCGAAUGAUGGAGUACAUUAUGGGGACAGACAGCUUCAACAACGGUUUAACGCUGUUCCUGGAACGGCACUCGUACGGCACGGCUACCACUAGCGACCUUUGGGACGCCUUACAAGAGCAAUCGCUACUAGAUGGCAGCAGCGCAGACAUGCUCGACGGGCAGCACAUACAGACCAUCAUGAACACGUGGACACUACAGAAUGGCUACCCCGUCAUAACGGUGACGAGGGACUACGUGAACGGUGGCGCCACCGUCAGCCAGCAGCGAUUUCUUCGCGACAGCAGUCCAACCAGGCAUCUUACCAGGAACUACAAUCAGAGCUACGAGUUGGCGCUUGAAUGGGUUACAGCCGACCGGGAUAGCUGGACAUCUCCAGAAAGACUGUGGAUGCACGGGGAUGCAGAAGGUGAGUAG
Priapulus caudatus is the source of this 1887-nucleotide messenger RNA. Its product is annotated as aminopeptidase N-like. Gene Ontology annotation, molecular function: zinc ion binding; peptide binding; metalloaminopeptidase activity. The record is from RefSeq and is a predicted model, not a curated record. The coding region runs from base 1 to 1887 and encodes 628 amino acids. Lineage: Eukaryota; Metazoa; Priapulida; Priapulimorpha; Priapulimorphida; Priapulidae. The transcript is spliced from 13 exons. Gene Ontology annotation, cellular component: cytoplasm. Gene Ontology annotation, biological process: proteolysis; peptide catabolic process.